AUGUUCACUUCUGCCAAGCUCCAUAAUCUUGAAAUUUCAACUUCAGACCAUGCUCCGAUUCUUAUGGUCAUGGUUCCUACUGUUGGCCACAAUUUUGUUAAGCGGUUUUGGUUUGAAAAUGCGUGGUUGAGGGCAUCUCUUUAUUAUCAGAUUGUUAAAGAUAGUUGGGAGAUUUGUGGGGCUGAUGACGUGAUGUAUAAAGUUCAGUUUUUUGGAGAAAAGUUGGCCGAUUGGGGUUUCUCUAGUUUGUUGCGUAGUUAUGAACAAAGUGGUUUACUCACGGGAUGUAAAAUUGCUCGAGGUGCGCCGGUAAUCUCUCAUAUGCUCUUUGUUGAUGCUAGCUAUAUUUAUUGUAAGGCCACUGAGGAGGAAGCGUACAAUGUGAAGGAGCUGUUGCGUACUUAUGAGAUGAAAAUGGCUACUACCUGGGUCUUCCUUGUUCGGUUGGGAGGAAUAAGAAUGCUAUCCUUGGCUUUCUUAAGGAUAGGCUUCAGAAGAGAAUUCAAGGUUGGGAAAGGGCGUAUUUUGUCUCGUGCAGGAAAUGAGGUAUUACUGAAAUCUAUUGCUCACGCAUUGCCGAAUUAUGCUAUGAAUGUAUUUCUCUUGCCUUUAGACACUUGGAAACAAUAUUGGCGAUUGUUGGUUAAUGAUGACUCUUUGGUUAGUAGGCUCUAUAAGGCAAAAUAUUAUGCUCAUGGCAACUUGUUUUCUGCUGAAUUGGGAGAUAAUCCUAGUUUCAUCUGGCGAAGUAUUCUUGAAGAUAAAGAUCUAGUACAUUCCUGUGCUCAAAGAACAGUUGCUAAUGGAGAAAAUGUAUCCAUUCUUGUAGAUCCUUGGCUUCCACAUAGUUCUAACAACUAUGUCGUUACAAGGCACCCUGCUCUUGUGAACAAAUCGGUCAGUUGCCUCUUUCAAGUUGACACUCGCACUUGGGAUGAGGAUAUUGUGAGGACUUUUUUGUUUCACGUGAUCAGGACCUCAUUUUGUCCAUUCAUCUUAGUGAUUCAGCCGUAA
Molecule: messenger RNA, 1014 nt
Organism: Cannabis sativa
Lineage: Eukaryota; Viridiplantae; Streptophyta; Magnoliopsida; Rosales; Cannabaceae
Exons: 4
Coding region: 1-1014 (337 amino acids)
Source: RefSeq, a predicted model, not a curated record